Molecule: messenger RNA, 2991 nt
Organism: Fundulus heteroclitus (mummichog)
Lineage: Eukaryota; Metazoa; Chordata; Actinopteri; Cyprinodontiformes; Fundulidae
Product: 5-hydroxytryptamine receptor 3A
Exons: 10
Coding region: 93-1439 (448 amino acids)
Biological process (GO): nervous system process; chemical synaptic transmission; regulation of membrane potential
Cellular component (GO): neuron projection; membrane; synapse
Molecular function (GO): neurotransmitter receptor activity; transmembrane signaling receptor activity; extracellular ligand-gated monoatomic ion channel activity
Source: RefSeq, a predicted model, not a curated record
CCUUUCCAGUAUUAGACCAUGCAGUCAUCAACUCAAGAGACACACUGAAAGGACAAACGUAUGCAUGUAUUUUCCCAACAGAAGGAGUCGUGAUGCUGGUUUACCUUCUUUUUCUGCUCCUCAUCUCUGAUGAAUUUCAGUGUGAGCAAAACUGCAGUUAUCAAGAUGUUUUGAACCAUUUGAACCUGUCAAGUAACAACGAUCUGUACUCCAUGACCCGGCCAGUUAGAAACUAUAAAAAUCCCACACAAGUAUCACUGGAAGUUUUGCUCUAUGCCAUCCUAGACGUGGUUGAGAAAGACCAGAAAUUUAUUCCUUAUGUGUGGACUGUCACAAGGUGGAAGAAUGAAUACAUUUCUUGGGAUCCCAAUCAGUUUUGUGGAAUUGAUAAUGUUUCUCUACCUACUGACAUUUUAUGGAAACCAGAUCUUACGAUUGAAGAAAUGACAGAGAAAGAUAAAGCCCCCCCAAGUCCAUACCUCACCAUCAACAACGAAGGAUAUGUUGAAGUCCAAAAUGACCAGGUGUUAGUGAGCACCUGCAGGAUGCAUAUAUACAAAUUUCCUUUUGACAUUCAGAGAUGUAACCUCACCUUCAAAUCCAUUAUACACACAGCCAAGGAAAUCCGUCUGCAACCGAGUGACAACUCUUCAGAGGCCACAGAGUGGUCUCGGGAGCUGAUGCGAACCCAGUAUGAGUGGCUGUUCAUCAACAUGACAGUCACUGCUAACAACGCCAGUGUUUUAACUGAUCAAGACAUUGUCAUUUAUACUAUCACAAUGAAGAGGAGGUCUCUGCUGUACAUUGUCAACUUCCUGCUCCCAGUUCUCUUCUUCUUGUGCCUGGACUUGGCCUCCUUCAUUAUCUCAGACUAUGGCGGAGAGAAACUCAGCUUCAAAGUCACUGUGCUGCUUGCUGUUACGGUGUUACAGCUCAUUCUCAAUGAUAUUCUGCCUUCCUCCUCUAACAGGGUUCCACUCAUUGCCGCCUACUGCAUUGGGGUGUUUGCUCUGAUGAUGCUCAGCCUUCUGGAGACGAUUGUUGUGAUGUAUCUGAGAGAGAAAGACUCCCAAGAGACAAUCAGAGAUGGAUGCAUGAUGCAGGAAUCUGUCAAGUCCAACAAAGACACACAUGAUUGGACUCAAGGCGGUUUUAUCUACAAUAUGUCUUCAAGUGAAACUGGUGAGAGCCUGCCUAGUGCCAAAGAGGACAGAAGCAGCAAAGUGCUAGGGGACUGUUACACCCUGGAGAGGCUUUCAGAUGAGCUAAAAGCGAUGGAGAAGACAUUAACUCUGCUUUUCAAGUCCAAGAAAGAAGAAGAGACAUCUGGCUAUUGGAACAGAGUGGCUCUGAGAGUCGACAAAGUUUUCUUUUUGUUCUAUCUCAUAGUGGUCUUUGUGUUCCUGAUUUUAAUUUUCAUAGAGUGGCAAAAUGAUUAGAGCUCAUAUCAACCUCAGCAUUUAUCUGAACCGCAAGGGAGAAAAAGUGAAAAAAACGCAUCCCAAUUCAGUUGAAUUUAUCAUAGCCUUAUAUAUUUGUUCUAUACCAAAGUGUACUGAUAUGCAAUACCCCUUAUUCAGAAGUUGGUUAGCUAUAUAAACCAACCUAUUUACUUUGAUUUAGUGGUGCCAUCAAUAAGAGGUAGAAAACAAUUUUGCUAAUUGCCCUGAUGCAUCUCAAUAACCCAGGUAGAUCAAUUAAAUGUAAAAUGAUAAAAAUUUAGUAAGUACUUUGGAUGGUUCAUUUUAAUAAUUUCAAACAACUUUUAAAUUUUUAACACAUAAACACGACACUUUCAAGAAUCUGGAAAUUCUACGCAAAGAUGAAAUAGAAUAGCAGAGGUCCACGGUUCUCUUCCUGAUAUCUUGCCUGAUUUCUUUAGAUUUUUUGUUUCAUGAUGUCACACAAGGCAGCAGAGUGCCUCAAUUUACUUAAAUGUUGUGGAUUAACCAAUCGGACGCCCACAUCAUCACCUGGGCUUUCCAGAAUUGCUUAAAGGUAUAGUACUUUUAGCGUAUGUAAGCUUCUUGAAGGUGCAUAGUGCAAGUUUUGAAGUUAAGUGUUCAUUUUCUUUCCCAUAUAUACCCUUACAAUUGACUGACGUGUAUAGUUAGUUAUCUUCUAUUUAACACAGUUGCCUCUGUAGGCUGCAUUAUUCAGUUCAUGAGAGGGUGAUUUGGGCUGAAUUCUCUGGGUGUGCAUGUGGGUAUGACGCGCUGCACGCUCUCAUUCACCUGGAUACUUUGCUGAGUUGCCGGCAUAAUCAAUGCAUUAGUGAGAGAACAUGGGCUAGCUUUAAUAUUUACCUUCUUACCUCAGAAGACAUUAUGCCUCUAAAAACCUACCUGCGCAGUUGCAGCGGCAGCGCUUGUGUCAUUACAAUUUGACGCACGAGGGGAUUUUACGUUACGUUCCUUUAAGUAGAUUAAUAUAAUAUGAAUUAUAUACGUUCUCUAAAAUAACUCUUUCAUUAUUCUGGCAUUUCUCUUGUAGAAAUAAUUUUUUUGCUUUUGACCAAAAACAGGAAAAUGAAUUUUCAUGCAAUUGUGAUGGAUGCUGAAAUCUGUUGGCUCCAAUACAUUUUCAAACUAUAGUGUAUUAAACAUGUGAUUGUUUGGUGUUUGAAAAAAACAAUGUUGUAGCAUUGCCUCGUUACAUAUCUGACAUAGCUAAUACUCUAACAUCAGUAGUUAUAUCUAGCCACAACAGGCUGACACUAAUGUUCAAUAAAUCAUUCAUAGCAAUUUAGAAAUGUUAUUGUUUGCAAUGCUGUAUUUCUCUCUAUCUUCUGAGUCAUUUAGCUGAUAAUUACUUGACGACUUGGGAACACUCUCAGACUGUUUGUAGAUCUGAAGUUAAUAAACUCCAAAUCUAAGAUGUUCAUGGGUUUCGUAAAUACUGAAAGAGAGUUCUGUAGCUAGUAUUGUUACACUAAAUUUAGAUGCUACACACCUUGUCAAGUAUAGGUUUUGAACUAAGAUGGAUGAAGCA